Messenger RNA from Eleginops maclovinus (Patagonian blennie), 1269 nucleotides. RefSeq names its product fructose-1,6-bisphosphatase 1b (gene fbp1b). Gene Ontology annotation, cellular component: cytosol; cytoplasm. The transcript has 8 exons. Gene Ontology annotation, biological process: gluconeogenesis; sucrose biosynthetic process; fructose metabolic process. Gene Ontology annotation, molecular function: fructose 1,6-bisphosphate 1-phosphatase activity. Bases 89 to 1102 code for a protein of 337 amino acids. NCBI's taxonomy places the organism in Eukaryota, Metazoa, Chordata, Actinopteri, Perciformes, Eleginopidae. The record is from RefSeq and is a predicted model, not a curated record.
AUCUCAGUUCUAGAGUCCACUUUUUUUAACUGUGGGUCCACGCUCACCUAUUUAACUUGAGACAUUUGGUCCCACACCUGACAGCACAAUGUCUGAUAAAGGAGCCUUCGAUACCAACGUGCUGACCCUUACCAGGUUUGUCCUGGAGGAGGGCAGGAAGGCCCAGGGGACAGGUGAGCUGACUAACCUGCUCAACUCCAUCUGCACAGCUGUCAAAGCCAUUUCAACGGCUGUCAGGAAGGCUGGGAUCGCUAACCUAUAUGGCAUUGCUGGAACCACCAACGUGACAGGGGACCAGGUGAAGAAACUGGACAUCCUGUCCAAUGACCUGGUAAUCAACAUGAUCAAGUCCUCAUUCACCUCCUGUGUGCUGGUGUCAGAGGAAGAUGAGAAGGCCAUCAUUGUAGAUCCAGACAAUCAGGGAAAAUACAUUGUGUGCUUCGACCCACUGGAUGGUUCCUCAAACAUUGACUGUCUUGUCUCAAUAGGAACAAUUUUCGGCAUCUACAAAAAGACCACUGACGGUGAGCCGUGUGAGAAGGAUGCUCUGCAGCCUGGAAGAAACCUCGUGGCAGCUGGUUAUGCUCUGUACGGCAGCGCCACCAUGAUGGUCCUCUCCACCGGACAGGGAGUCAACUGCUUCAUGCUUGACCCGUCAAUUGGUGAGUUCAUCCUGGUGGAUCGGGAUGUGAAGAUUAAGAAAAAGGGAAAAAUCUACAGUUUGAAUGAGGGAUAUGCUCAGCAUUUUUACCCAGAUGUGAAAGAGUACCUACAAAAGAAGAAAUUCCCAGAGGAUGGUUCUUCUCCAUAUGGCAGUCGAUAUGUUGGUUCAAUGGUAGCUGAUGUUCAUCGUACUUUAGUGUAUGGAGGGAUCUUUUUAUAUCCCGCUAAUACCAAGAGUCCAAAGGGCAAGCUGAGGCUGUUGUAUGAGUGCAACCCCAUGGCCUACAUCAUGGAGCAGGCAGGAGGCAUGGCCACCACAGGAUCCAUGAAUGUUCUGGACAUCCAGCCCACCAGCAUCCAUGAGCGAGUUCCUGUGGUCCUGGGAUCCCCUGAUGAUGUGAAGGAGUAUCUUUCCAUCUGUAAGAAGCAUUACAAAUGAGACUACAAUCACAAUCAAGCGGAUAUUCAUUGUAAGGUGCUUUCUACUCGUUUCCUCACUGCACCUGACUAGGCCUGCUGAGCCUUCCUCACACUAUGCUUGUUCCAUCUUGUAAGUGUUAUUUGGAGCCAGACCCUGUAUUUUUUAAAUAAAGGCAUUGAAAAGAU